Leptonychotes weddellii (Weddell seal) is the source of this 2675-nucleotide messenger RNA. RefSeq names its product myelin protein zero like 2 (gene MPZL2). Gene Ontology annotation, cellular component: plasma membrane. Lineage: Eukaryota; Metazoa; Chordata; Mammalia; Carnivora; Phocidae. Gene Ontology annotation, biological process: cell-cell adhesion. The record is from RefSeq and is a predicted model, not a curated record.
GUGCACCAGCAGAGCCGGGAUGAGUCACGGGCACUGGCGCUCAGCUUCCCAAUAGGUGAGGGACUGGCUCUUCUCUUGGGGAAGACGCGGCACUCGUCCUUACCGGCGUGGCCUUGGCUGGGAGCUGGAGCCCUCGGUCUGCCCGGUCUGGUCUCCGGGGCCAGGGCUGGGUUCCCUCAUGUAUGGCAAGAGCCCUUCGUGUGCUGGGCUGCUUCUCCUUGGCAUACAGCUCACAGCCCUUGAGCCGAUAGCUGCAGUGGAAAUUUACACCUCCCAAGUGCUAGAGGCUGUCAAUGGGACAGAUGUUCGGCUAAAAUGCACUUUCUCCAGCUUUGCCCCUGUGGGUGAUGCUCUGACAGUGACCUGGAACUUCCGGCCUCGAGAUGGGGGGCCUGAGCAGUUUGUAUUCUACUACCAUGUGGAUCCCUUCAAACCCAUGAGUGGGCGUUUCAAGGAUCGGGUGGUCUGGGACGGGAACCCUGAGCGGUACGAUGUCUCCAUCAUCCUGUGGAAGCUGCAGUUUAGUGACAAUGGGACAUACACCUGCCAGGUGAAGAACCCACCUGACGUUGAUGGGCUGAUAGGGGAGAUUCGGCUCAGCGUCGUGCACACUGUCCGCUUCUCUGAGAUCUACUUCCUGGCCCUGGCCAUUGGCUCUGCUUGUGCACUGAUGGUCAUCAUAGUAAUUGUGGUGGUCCUUGUCCAGCAUUUCCGGAAGAAGCGCUGGGCUGAGAGAGCUCAUAAAGUGGUGGAGAUAAAACCAAAAGAAGAGGAAAGGCUCAACCAAGAAAAAAAGGUCUCCAUUUAUUUAGAAGACACAGACUAACAUUCUUAGAUGAAAGCUGAAGAUUCCCAAGAACAAGAAAUUUAGGAUAAGCUGAAGUUGAUGGGAGCUUUUCUUUGGCUUUUCCAGUUGUGACCUGUCUUCCAAGCAGCUCUGCAGUACAUAACCAUCUAGAUGAGCAACAUCUCUCUGGAGCUGGCAAAGGCCCUCUUGAGCAGAUACCAACAAACUCACACACAGUCUAUUACUAAGGUUUUAUUUAAUUUCAAAGUGCAAAUAUUUUUCAAAUGCCCAUUAUUAGCCUUUUAUACUAAGAAGCUACAUUUUUGCCCUUAAACACUCCUUGUGGAUUCUUAAUUGUACACACAUACAUUGGUAUCAAAUGAGAUGAGAGCCAAUUUGUCUGUCAUGAUGUUUCCUUUAACAUAUUAGUUUCUUUAGAGUAGCACUUUUGCUACUUAAGUUAAUGUGUUUACUCUUUCCUUCUCACUCUUAAUUAAAAGUGAGCUAAUUCUCCCAGCUGUUUUUGAUUGAUUAACAGUAAAUCUUAAGUUCAAACUGUUAAAAGAACAGUUUGAUUUUUUCCUGGCUGUCCUUAAGUAUGGGACACAUCUUGUUUUAUUGAAUUUGUUUCAGUAUCCUAAAUAAUGUUUUUUGUUUUGUUGAUCCAAGUUUUAUAAUAGCACAAAUCUAAAUCACAGAGUAGCUAGAAAAGUUUAUAAAUGCUUAUAGAUUGACAAAUGCCACCCCAGGAUGAAUCACUUGUCACCCUUUUUUUUCUAUGUUGUGAAAAACAACCAAAAGUGCAGGUUUUUCAUGAGCGGUGAAUACUGUUUAGCUUACUAUUCAGUUAUCUAUAACAACAGAACAAAAUCUAAGUUCACUUGCAGACUGGAAUCAUUAAGCAGUUACAUGGAAGGAUUCUGAAAUAGUACAUUACAACUGUAAAAAUUUAGGGCUGGUGAAAAAAAUCAACCCUAUAUGAUGAUAAUUUUGUACAGUGUUAUAUAAAGCUCUGAGAACUGGAUGAUGAUAUUUAUUUUUUUUUCCUUUUCUUUAUCUUAUUUUUGCUUUAAUUUACUUGCUUACUUUGUGGGAGGGAGGAUUUGGUAUGGGGCAAAGAAAUACCAAAACUAAUAAUAUGAAACCAACUUUAUUCGUUUUUUCCCUUAUACUAGUAGAGAAAGCAAACUUUAUAAGUGGGCUAUGGAAAGAAGAGUGCUUUUUAAAGUGUUUAAUCUCCCAUUGUCUUUCCAAACUUAAGCUAUAGCAGCAUUUGUUCAAAAUGUACAAAACAUCUGAAAGUUUAGUUGCUCCCUCUCCCCCAUCUUUAUAGUCUAAUAUUUUCAGUUUUUACUGACUGGGCCAAAGAUGUUCUUUCUUUUAACAAACUGGAAUUUUCAAAUAGUUACCUGUAGUUAAAGAUGCUGAACUUUGAUAUUUUUUUCGGGUAUUUUAAAAUAGUUGGUACAAUUUACAUAUGAACCUUGAUUCUGAUUCAUUCCAUACCUGUCUCAUUUUGUCUUUUACACUAAAAAAGUAGUCUUAAUACUUAGUUUUGAAACUAAAAGUUAGAUUUAGGGUCUAUAUUACCUUUAACUCACAUUUUCUAUUUUUCUCCAUAAUUCAGCCUUUGAAAAUAACAUAAUAUUUUUUCAAACAGAUGGCCUGCAUGAUGUUCCAUAAGUGUAAUGAACAAGUGGUUAAAAACUCAUGGAAAGUCUUUUCCAGUAAAACUUGUAGCUUGUGUCUUGGCUAAAUAUUCAGGGGUUAAUAUGACCCUGUUGUUCAGUGUCUUCUUCCUAAAGAUAACUUUUGUAUUGUAAUUUAUUUUUUAUUGUGCCUUAAACACAUUUGUAAAUAACCUUUAGUAAUAAAGAAUUAUCAAUUA